CAUCGGAUCUCGUUCAUUUCGAUCGUUCGGCGAACCACUGUCGGAACUGUCGCGAGGCUUCCGUUCGGAGGGUUCCCUUUCUCGGCUCCUUUCUCCACCUUUCUCUUUAAUCUCGCGGAAUUUGAGUCGCGCACUCGCGGGCUUCCUCGUUAUUCUUCUCGUCGCGGUCAACCAAAAAUUGCGGAGAAAAAUCCCGACGAGUAGUAAACGCGUUACUUGUUCUGCAGGCAAAAUUUCCUCUCCUUUAGGUUAGAACAGAGAUACAUAUUUUCCGAGAAGAAACGUCAAAAAAAAUCGAAUUGCACAGCUGAUCUUCGCUGAUAGACAAUCUUCUCGCCGAGAGAUAACUGGAGUUUCCCUAUCGCUUAUAUAUACAUCAUCAUCAUCCAUCAUCAUCAUCAUUAUCAUCAUCGUCGUCAUCGUCAUUGACGUCCAUAUCAUCGUUAUCAGUCGUGUUGCGUCAAGUUUCGCAUUGCUGUGCAAUAACAUAUAAUAUGGCCACCUGGGACGGCUCGUUCCAGACGGAGGAUCCGACCUACUCCGCGGAGAAUACCUGGACGUACUUCGACGAGGGCUCGGCGAGGAGCUACCAUCAUCCGGGACCCGGUGCUCUCUAUCGAAUCAAUCCUCAGCAUCCGUCGAAUAUGGUGUCUUUCGAAAACGCUUAUCAGGAACACAUACUGCCAAGCUCGUCGUCGAGUAAUUCGUAUCCUGUGAACGGCGUCGUCCCGGCUUCAUCAGGGCGCAACAUGCCCUUCUACCGGGACAAUUACAAGCCGAGAUCCAGGGGUAAUAGGAGCAAGCCCAUCUCGUCCGAAGGCGACUUCGUUCAGUCAAGCAUAGUGCAAAAUUCCAAUUUACAAGCCACAGCCAACGAAUUCGUGCCAAACAGCGUUAAGUCGAGUAAGAAGGACAGAUUUAACAAACAGGAGAAUCAUUAUGAUAAUGCAGUGGGAGGGAAUAGCUUUGAUGGACAGGAUUUCAGGCCUAGAUCGAUCAACAAAUACACAUCUUCAAUGGAUAAUAGAUAUAAAGGUGAGAGACGCUAUGAUAAUAGGAGGGAUGUCAAUUAUAGGCAGAAGAAUCAGCAAGAUGCUCCACCAAGAUCCAACUACAGGGAUCAGAGAAGUGGGAACGGUGGAAGGAACUACAAUAAAUUUCAGAAUGGCAAAUAUUAUAAUAGGAGACAUCAAUCGGAUACAUAUAUGGAACAAUACGUUGGGAAAGCUCGUACACCUACAAACGAAUACGGCAGCCCGUUUACAGUUGACAGACAGGAAAAUAAGGCUUUUGCUAAGGAACUUCAGGAGGCUGAUUUAUCCUCCGAUGUAGGUAGAAACGGAGGGACAAGCGAGAAUAAUGAUUCGGAGAAUGCAUCUCUGAAAGCCCAUGAGACACAACGAAAUGGUAAACCUAAACGAUUCAAUGAUCAAGCUAACACAUCUAACUAUUAUAAAUACAACAAUUAUAAAUAUAAACACUAUUAUAAACAAUACAAUUCUGAUGAUGUACAAUCCGAACCUGGUGGUAGAAAGAUUGCAAGUAAAAGUGUGGCAGUUACUACAAAAUAUACGCAUAAAAGAAACAAUGAGGUGACAGCAAAUUACAAAGAGAAGAACUUGGAGAAUUGGAGAGAUAGAGCAGAAGAUAAUGAGGCAGCUCGUGUACAGGGAAAAAGUCUAAAGAAUAAACCUAAAAUCGACGAUGACGCGAGUCAAAGGGAAAGAUUGACGGAGCAAUUGAACAGAGGAAUAUUAGAAUGUUUAGUCUGUUACGAGCAUAUCAAACAAAGCGAAUACGUCUGGUCCUGCAGUAACUGUUAUCACGUAUUGCAUCUAAAAUGCAUCAAAAAAUGGGCGAAAUCGUCUCAGAGCGAGAACAGUUGGAAGUGCCCAGCCUGCCGAGACAUUAGCCUUCUCGUACCAGAGGAUUAUUUCUGUUUUUGCGGAAAGAGGAAGAUGCCGGAGUGGAAUCGCAAGGACGUAGCUCAUUCGUGCGGCGAAAUCUGCGGUCGAAAUCUGUCCAAGAACAAUUGCACGCAUAAAUGCACCCUGCUCUGCCAUCCCGGCUCUUGUCCGCAGUGUGUGGCGAUGGUGACGAAAUAUUGCGGUUGCGGAAGAACGUCCAAGAUGCUGCUGUGCAGCGCUCAUGAACUGUUGCAAUGCGAUUUGAUAUGCGAGAAGGAUCUGUCAUGCGGCAAGCACACUUGUCAGAGAAAAUGCCAUCAGGGAGAAUGCGAGUCUUGCGACAAAACCGUGCAACAGACCUGUUUUUGUGGUAAGAAGACUCAAGAAGUACCUUGCCGAGCUAAUGUCACAGACACAUAUUCCUGUAACAAUAUUUGCAACAAACCAUUGGACUGCGAGAAACAUUAUUGCCAACAAAUCUGUCAUCUGGGGGCAUGCGAGCCUUGUUCCUUGACGCCAGAGAGAAUCACGACGUGCUGUUGCGGUCAGACGCCAUUGACGGAGAAGAGAGAGAGCUGCUUGGAUCCUGUGCCUACCUGCGACAAGAUCUGUUCUAAGCGUCUGAAAUGCGGUCAACCUAGUAAUCCACACAUCUGCAAGGCACCUUGUCAUGUCGGCGACUGUCCGGACUGCGACUUGAAUACCGAUGUCAAGUGCCGAUGCGGUAAUAUGGACCGCGAGAUCGCUUGCAAAGAGCUGACGAGUAAAGCCGACGACGCGCGCUGCGAGAAACGUUGCAAGAAGAAACGAUCCUGCGGCAAGCACAACUGCAAUCAAUUAUGUUGCAUCGACAUCGAGCACAUCUGCCCGUUGCCGUGUUCCAAGACGUUGAGUUGCGGUCGGCACAAGUGCCAGGAGAGAUGUCACAUGGGGAGAUGUUCGCCUUGUUGGCAGAGUAGCUUUGAAGAACUGUACUGCGAGUGCGGUGCCGAGGUGAUCUAUCCACCGGUAUCCUGCGGUACGAGAAGGCCCGUUUGCAAUCGGCCAUGCUCGCGCGAGCAUCCCUGCGAUCACGAGGUGCUGCACAAUUGUCACAGCGAGCCCGCGUGUCCGCCUUGCGGUGUGCUAACUCAGAGAUGGUGCCACGGCAAGCACGAGCUCAGAAAGGCUGUGCCGUGUCACGUGAAGGAGAUUUCGUGCGGUUUACCAUGCAAUAAGCCAUUAUUGUGUGGACGGCACAAGUGUAUCACGAUGUGUCACGCCGGGUCUUGCGAAAGACCUGGACAACAAUGCAUGCAACCCUGCAUCAUUACGAGGGAGAUGUGCGGACAUAUCUGUGCGGCUCCGUGCCACGAAGGCAAGUGUCCGGACACACCUUGCAAAGAGAUGGUUAAGGUUACAUGUCAGUGCGGACAUAGAACUAUGAGUCGUGUUUGCGCGGAUAAUGCACGAGAGUAUCAACGUAUAGCUAGCAACAUCCUAGCCAGUAAGAUGGCAGACAUGCAGCUCGGACAUUCCGUCGAUUUGGAGGAAGUUUUCGGACAAGGCGCGAAGAAGCAGAAUCAGUUGAAGACCCUCGAGUGCAACGAUGAAUGCAAGACGAUAGAAAGAAAUAGGAGACUCGCGUUGGGACUGCAGAUUGUUAAUCCCGACUUGAGCGGCAAGUUGAUGCCCAGAUACACUGAUUACAUGAAACAAUGGGCCAAGAAAGACUCGCACUUCUGCCAGAUGGUCCACGACAAACUGACGGAAUUAGUCCAACUGGCGAAGACAUCUAAGCAGAAAUCUCGAAGUUACUCAUUCGACGUUAUGAACAGAGAAAAACGUCAUUUCGUUCACGAAUCGUGCCAACAUUUUGGCUGUGAGAGUCAAGCGUACGAUGAGGAGCCGAAAAGGAAUGUUGUCGCCACUGCUGUAAAAGAUAAAUGUUGGCUACCAAGUUACAGUUUAUUGGAAGUGAUACAGCGGGAAAAAGGACAAAGAAAAGUUCCAGGACCGGUACUUAACGCUUCUAAGGGAAAUAAUUCCACAAAGACUGUUCUUUCAUUACCCGUAAAACAGAGUCAAAAAUCAAUAUCAUCCUCAUCAACUACAAAAACACCUGACAAAGAGAUAGAUUAUUUUGACUAUCAAGGAUGAAUCGGCAAAUAAUCAUCAAUGUAUAAAACAACUGUAUAAUGUGACCUGUACAAUGUGUAUCAUAAAUGAAGCUUAUGGGUACAACUAUAAUUAUAUGAUGAAUAUCAUGAUUUUGUGACUAGAAAUGUAAGAUAUAUGUUAUUAAUUGGUUAUUAAUUAUUUUUGGUUGGUUUGUUUUUU
Nylanderia fulva is the source of this 4226-nucleotide messenger RNA. RefSeq names its product nuclear transcription factor, X-box binding stc (gene stc). Gene Ontology annotation, biological process: negative regulation of transcription by RNA polymerase II. Gene Ontology annotation, molecular function: DNA-binding transcription factor activity, RNA polymerase II-specific; RNA polymerase II transcription regulatory region sequence-specific DNA binding; zinc ion binding. Gene Ontology annotation, cellular component: nucleus. The record is from RefSeq and is a predicted model, not a curated record. NCBI's taxonomy places the organism in Eukaryota, Metazoa, Arthropoda, Insecta, Hymenoptera, Formicidae.